This is a messenger RNA of Salvia hispanica, 1932 nucleotides long. Lineage: Eukaryota; Viridiplantae; Streptophyta; Magnoliopsida; Lamiales; Lamiaceae. The record is from RefSeq and is a predicted model, not a curated record.
AUGGCCGCAUUCUGCUGUCCCUCUGCACAUGAACAACUCGUCAUCCUUCUCCUCUUUCUCACUCCUUUCUCUCUCUCUCUCAACUUCCAAUCUUCACGGUUCAGCCCCGAUGACACUGCCUUACUCCUCGAAGGCGACGCCAUGGUCUCCGUCGGAAAUAUCGAGUUCAACAAGGUCAACUACAUCUUCCGCGUCGGACGAGUCAUAUACAAUGGCAAGGUGCCUCUCUGGAGCUCCUCCAACUCGGCAGAUUUCACCACCCGUUUCUCUUUCACCAUCGACACCCUAUCAAAUCCGCAGCACGGCAACGGCCUCGCCUUCUUCCUCGCGCCAGUCGGGUUUGAGAUUCCACCCAACUCCGGGGGUGGCUUCCUAGGCCUCUUCAACACAAACACCACCGGCUCGCCGCGAAACCAGAUCAUCUCCGUGGAGUUUGACUCCUACCCAAACUCCGGCGAGUGGGACCCGCCGUACGAGCACGUGGGGAUCAACAAGAACUCCAUCGCCUCCUCCGUCACCACGCCGUGGAACGUCACUUUACACGACGGAGAGGCCGCGGAUGUCUGGAUCGUCUACAUCGCGGCCGCUAAGAACCUAACCGUCUUCUGGAGCUACAACGGCGCCCCUAAUUCAAGCCUUUCUUAUCAAGUGGAUAUCAGAGAGGUCCUACCUAAGUGGGCCUCUGUUGGGAUCACUGCAGCCACAGGCGCCAAUGUCGAACGCCACAUUCUUCAUUCGUGGGAGUUCACUUCGAGUUUAGUUAUUAAAGAGAGUAGUCGAAAUAACACAACUCCGAUUGUUGGGUUGGCUAUAGGGGCCUGCGUUUUGGUAAGCGUUGCUGUAUUAGCAUUCGUAUUGGUGAAGAACCGGAGGGGGAAGCAAACCCGAGAAAGAGCUUAUUUGAUAUCUAUGGGAGAUGAUGAUCUUGAAAGAGCAACCGGGCCGAGAAGAUUUUCCUACCAAGACCUUGCUUCGGCCACAAACAACUUCUCCGAGGACAGGAAACAAGGAGAGGGAGGAUUUGGAUGCGUUUACAAAGGACACCUCGUAGAUUUAGAUAUCCUGGUUGCUGUGAAGAGAAUCUCCAAGGGAUCUCGGCAAGGGAAGAAGGAAUACAUCGCGGAGGUGAAGACCAUAGGCAUGUUGCGACACAGGAACUUGGUACAACUGAUCGAUUGGUGCCACGACCAAGGCGAGUUCAUGCUUGUGUACGAGUUCAUGCCUAAUGGAAGCCUGGACCGUCAUCUAUUUAGCAGAACUUCAUGUCUACAGUGGACAUUGAGAUACAGCAUAGCUAAGGGAUUGGCAUCCGCACUGCUCUACCUCCACGAGGAAUGGGAGCAGUGCGUGGUGCACAGGGACAUCAAGUCGAGCAACGUGAUGCUUGAUUCCGACUUCAAUGUCAAGCUAGGCGACUUUGGGCUGGCUCGGCUAAUGGAGCAUGGGAUCAACCUGAAGACCACAAGGAUAGCCGGGACGUUAGGGUAUCUGGCGCCAGAGUAUGUGAGCAGUGGCAGAGCCAGCAAGGAGUCGGAUGUGUUUAGCUUUGGAGUGGUGGCUCUGGAGAUUGUGACGGGAAGACGAUCAACGGAUCCGUUGGAUGAGAAGGGGCUAGUGGCAUGGGUGUGGGAUCUGUAUGGGAAGGGGCAACUUGUGUCGGGUGCGGACAGGAGACUGCAAGGGGAGUUUGAUGGGAGGGAAGUGGAGCGAGUGAUGAUGGUGGGGCUUUGGUGUGCUUAUCCUGACUGGAAGGGGAGGCCGUCGAUUCGACAAGCAAUCCAGGUAUUGAAUUUGGAGAAAGAGGGGCCUACGCUUCCGUUGGAAAUGCCGACACCGGUAUAUCAUACACCUGCUCCGCCUCCGGGUAGUAUCUCAUCAGCUGCCUCUACCGAGCCCUUUAUCACCUGCUCUAGUAUCGAUAUUGGCCGAUAA